Ipomoea nil (Japanese morning glory) is the source of this 1749-nucleotide messenger RNA. RefSeq lists its product as uncharacterized. The record is from RefSeq and is a predicted model, not a curated record. Gene Ontology annotation, molecular function: nucleic acid binding; RNA-DNA hybrid ribonuclease activity. The transcript is spliced from 2 exons. Lineage: Eukaryota; Viridiplantae; Streptophyta; Magnoliopsida; Solanales; Convolvulaceae. Bases 1 to 1749 code for a protein of 582 amino acids.
AUGGCUGCAUACGUCGACGAUAUGCUCGUCAAGAGCCGGGAGGAGGAUAAGCAUGCGGAGGACUUGGCCGACUGCUUCAAGGUAAUGAUAAAAUACAACCUUCGGCUGAACCCCAAAAAGUGCGCGUUCGCCGUCCAAGGUGGCAAAUUCUUGGGUUACAUGGUCACCAAACGAGGCAUCGAGCCUAAUCCGGAAAAAGUACAGGCCAUCAUCGACAUGCAGCCUCCUACAACCGUCAGGGACCUACAACGGCUGACUGGCCGAUUGGCCGCCCUUAGCCGCUUCUUGAGCAAAGCGGCGGAUAAGACCGUACCCUUCUUCGAAGCCAUGAAGAAGAAGGAGGGAUUCGCUUGGACUGCCGAAUGCCAACAAUCGUUCGAGGAGUUGAAACAGUACCUCUCAACGCCCCCAGUGCUGUCUACCCCCCAGGUGGGCGAGCCUCUAUUCUUGUAUCUCGCCGCCUCAGCCAAGGCAGUGAGUUCGGUGUUGGUCCGAGAGGAGGACCGAGUCCAGCACCCGGUUUAUUACGUAAGUCGCUCGCUGAAAGCCGCUGAGACGCGGUACGCCGUGUUGGAAAAGAUUGUGUAUGCAUUGGUAGUCACCGUGCGCAAGCUGGCACCCUAUUUCCAAGCUCAUACCGUUCGAGUUUUGACAGACCAGCCGCUCGGAAGCGUGCUAAGAAACCCCUUGUCCUCCGGCCGACUUGUAAAGUGGGCCGUAGAGUUGACUCAGUACGGGAUUGAAUACCAACCCCGGCCUUCCAUUAAGGGUCAAGCCUUGGCCGACUUCCUGGUUGAAUGCACGGCAAGUGAGGAAGAAAAGGAACAUGCCUCGGAGAGCUGCCCAGGCGAGUGGUGGGAAAUGCACGCGGACGGAGCAUCGAGUCGACAACACUGUGGAGGCGGUGUCAUGCUCAUCACUCCGGAAGGAUUCCGGCUAUAUUACGCUCUGAGAUAUCGGUUCUCAACAUCAAAUAAUGAGGCCGAGUACGAAGCGGUAUUAAACGGCCUCCGACUCGCCAAGGCCCUGGGAGUCGAGCGGCUGCGAAUCAAGACUGACUCCAGACUAGUAGUCGGACAGAUCUCGGGUACGUGUGAAGCUAAGAAUACAAGGAUGAAGGAGGAGUUAAACCGGCCGAGUGUUGAGGAGGCACCACUGGAAGUCCAGCGAGUAGAUAUCGAGGAAUGGGAUCGAGUGAAAAAUCCCGAAAUGUUCUGGAUAGAGGACAUCCGGCGAUUCAUAGAAAAAGGCGAGUUACCGGAAGACCCGGGAGUCGCCGCGAGAGUUCGGCGGAAAGCCCCUUCCUUCCAGAUCAUCGACGGACAGCUAUACAAACAGUCGUUCGGUGGACCCUUACUAAAGUGCCUGCUUAGACCCGAGGCCGAGAAAAUAAUGGACGAAGCUCAUAGAGGCAUUUGUGCCGCGCACCAGGGCGUUCACACGCUCGCCAGGAAGUUGGUCGUUCAAGGGUAUUAUUGGCCGACCAUGAUGCGAGACUGCAUCGAAUGGAUGUCCAGAUGCGGCGUUUGUCAAGCAUUCGCCAGGAAAGACACCCGGCCGGCCACCUUUUAUACACCGGUCACCAUUGCUAUCCCCUUCGCCAAGUGGGGAAUAGACUUGUUGGGGCCAUUGCCCGUCGCCCCGGGAGGUCUGAAGUUUUGUGUCGUGGCUAUCGACUAUUUCACCAAAUGGGUCGAGGCAGAGCCAUUGGCUAGCAUCACUGAGUACCAAUGUCGACGUUUUCUGUAG